AUGAGAUAUGCAGAAAACGACCUAUGGGCUCAUUAUCACUUCUUCCUAGAUGAUAAUGCUCGUUUCCAGCUGGUCCAGCAAUUUUUAGUUCCAAACAUCUGCGAAAUCCCAGCAGAAACACCUGAUUGGUCAAUUCACGGCCUCUGGCCGAACUACAGCAAUGGUAGUUACCCCCAAUUUUGCGAUGGAGUUCCCCGAAAAUUUGAUGGAAAAUUGAUCGAACCAAUUGAAGGCAAUUUAACAAAAAUGUGGCCAAAUUUAUAUCCAUCGAAAACAGCACAUUCUUUCUGGAAGCAUGAAUGGGAAAAACAUGGAACAUGCGCUCAAAGUUUGAAAAAUCUAUCUUCAGAGUUCCUUUACUUUUUCAGGACAAUGGAUAUUGAUUCCCAGUUUUCUGUUGGAAACGCUUUAAGGAAAGCGGGGAUUGUUCCCAGAGCUGAGCCUUAUCUUCUGGAAGAUAUCCAAGAAGCUUUGAGAAGUGAGCUUACGUUUGGGAAAAAUGUCCAAAUCAAUUGUUUGACGGAUAAGAAGGUGAGCCUUGAGUGA
This is a messenger RNA of Strongylus vulgaris, 546 nucleotides long. NCBI's taxonomy places the organism in Eukaryota, Metazoa, Nematoda, Chromadorea, Rhabditida, Strongylidae. The record is from the annotation of a GenBank genome assembly.